This is a messenger RNA of Prorocentrum cordatum, 364 nucleotides long. NCBI's taxonomy places the organism in Eukaryota, Dinophyceae, Prorocentrales, Prorocentraceae. The record is from the annotation of a GenBank genome assembly.
GUGGCCCCGCCGCGAAUCAAGCAUAUUGCCAGAACCGAGCCAAGGGGAGAUCGAGGAAAGCAUUUCAUCUGGACGCUUUGCUCCUCGCACGUGGCGCGAAGACCGCGCGGGGCCAGCGGGCUGCGGAGAUCAACGUGCCGAAGAUCGUGCGGGAGGCGAGUGUUUGCGCGGUCAAGAAUGUAGCGAUCUUCGCGGUGGGCGCGGAGACCGAGCUCGCGCCGGUGGAGUCGCCCAAGGGCGAGCGCAAGAGCAGCGGCGAUGUAGGGCAGGCCAUCGGGGAGGUUCCGAAGGUAACCGGGGCGUUCUUCUUCGCGCCACAGCGUUUUCGUAGUUUCGAGAUCGCGACGGCCCAUCCCAUCAUCAG